Saccostrea echinata is the source of this 1257-nucleotide messenger RNA. RefSeq lists its product as uncharacterized. NCBI's taxonomy places the organism in Eukaryota, Metazoa, Mollusca, Bivalvia, Ostreida, Ostreidae. The transcript is spliced from 3 exons. The record is from RefSeq and is a predicted model, not a curated record. The coding region runs from base 1 to 1050 and encodes 349 amino acids.
AUGCAUAAGCUAGACCCAGAGACGGCUUUUCUCUACUGGAUACCUACAAUAUCUAUUUUCCUUAUAAUGACGAUUUUUCUUGGUGCCUCUUUUUGGCGAUAUCGUAGGAAGAAAGAAAGAAGCCGACAAUCUCAGCGCGACUAUUUGGAUUUAGCUUUCAGCAUAAAGCGUCCCAGAAUUGGGGCACUUAGUUGUCACACCCAUGGAAACCAAUGGACAGAACUUAUGCAGAGUUUCUCGACCAGUCAAAUAAAGAGCAUAAUGAGAGAGUUCCAGAUGGAUCAGCCUCAUCAAUUUGAGACCGUUGCGGAGGAAAGUAAAAGUCAUUCAUUAGGAUCAGAAACAGAUCCAUACCGAUCACCAGCUGAAUAUGAUCAAGUGCUACCAGAACCGGUAAUAAAUAGGGGAGGUACAAGACAAGGCAAAUCUACUUUUAAGGAUGCUAAGCCUGCUCAGUACCAGUCAAUAAAUGUAUCAAGUUUACAGUUUAAAGAUUGUGAACAAACUGUUAAAGAUAAAGUUGAAAUUGGAAAUUUAUAUUACGAAGAUAACUAUUCAGUUCCUUUUGACAAAAAGAAAAAAAUCGAAAAGAAACUCAAGAAGAACAAAAGAAAAAGAAGGUUUCUUAGCUUUGCGACGAGGAGAGAUGAAAAUGACGAUGACAUUCUAGAUGAACUUCAAAUUGCAAGUAACAAAUUCAGAACACCUGCGUCUUUGAGCCCAGUUUGCUGUGAUACAAAACAAUUAACAAAAAACUCUCCAUUUACGGUGGAAAUCGCCAGCAUUUCAGAAGAUACACCAGAGAAAGAGAUCGACUUUUCUCAAGGAGCCUAUCCAAGUUACCCCAUCGGAACUCUGGACAGCGAACAGCCCAGUAAUAAACAUUACAACGAUAUUAGAAAAUCACACGAGAAACGUGAUACUUAUGAUUUUCAACCCAAGAAAGUAAAGACAACUGAAUUAGAAGAUCGCCAGAACGAUUCCACAGAGAAGUCCACAGAGAGAUUGGUUUGGGUGACCGCAGAUGACGUUUCUCAGACUCCUGUGUAGCAUUGUCUCAGAUCCUAUCAUCCAAACCAUGGUUAAGCUCGCCAGAUCCUAUCAUCCAAACCCAUGACCCAUGAGGCGAGAAGAUCCAAUGGACCCUUCCACAACUUCACAACAAGCAAAAGAUAAUAUUGUCUUUAGAUACAUCUCAGCUAGCGAGAAAACCUUUAAGUCCCCAACCAAGGCCUAGCUAAGAGGAAAUCCUACUGC